AUGGCAACACUGCAUUGCUUGCAUGAUCCUGGGGGUGAAAGAUGUGAAACUGGACUAAUACCGCUGAUUGACGGUGAAAGUGAUAUAGUUCGGAAUGGAGGUCUCUCUGGAGGAGGGGAGAAGGAGGACGAGGAGGAGGCGGGGGGAAAGAAGGCUCGUGGCUGGGUCGAAGGGGAAGGCAGCUGGAACCGUCAAUGGUGA
This is a messenger RNA of Trichophyton verrucosum HKI 0517, 201 nucleotides long. RefSeq lists its product as uncharacterized. Lineage: Eukaryota; Fungi; Ascomycota; Eurotiomycetes; Onygenales; Arthrodermataceae. The coding region runs from base 1 to 201 and encodes 66 amino acids. The record is from RefSeq and is a predicted model, not a curated record. The transcript has a single exon.